Coregonus sp. 'balchen' is the source of this 5117-nucleotide messenger RNA. Lineage: Eukaryota; Metazoa; Chordata; Actinopteri; Salmoniformes; Salmonidae. The record is from the annotation of a GenBank genome assembly.
ACCCAAUCGAAUUGUGUUUGUGAUGGUGGAAUAUUUGCGGUCCGUUUGCAAAUUAUUUAAUUUUUCACGCAAACUUGCCAAUAAGGUCAUUUUAUUCCAACGAUUUUGAUUGAAUAAAGGGGAAAAUAACGUCAAGGAAUAGUUCUCGUGGAAGGGAGAACGAAAGGGGAUAGCUAGAUACGCUUAUUGUGCUGGUAUGUCACACGCGUGAAAGUGAAACCCAAGCGGUUGUGUCUUUGACAGCAUCAUAUAGCUAGCUGACAUAAGCUGGAUAGUCUCACAUUCUUGAUUGAUUAGCUAGCUAGAUGAUUGGUGUAUUGCUGGUUAUAAACCGGGUGGUUCGAGCCCUGAAUGCUUAUUGGCUGAAAACCGUGGCAUAUCAGACCGUAUACCAUAGGUAUGAACAAAAAAAAGGUUUACUGGUCUAAUUACGUUGGUAGCCAGUUUAUAAUAGCAAUAAGGCACCUCGGGGGGUUGUGGUAGCUAAAUGGCCAAUAUACCACAGUAAGGGCUGUAUCCAGGCACUCCGAGGUGCGUCGUGGUAAGAACAGCCCUAGCCGUGGUAUAUAGGCCAUAUACCGUAUUGCUUAAUUAUCUAGAUACCUAUUAAAUGGACAAUGUCAUUGUUGCAUUACACAGUAGAUAACGUUACCCAGCUAGUUAUGUCUACAGAUAGCUAAACGCUGUCUAUGUACUUGAGAUUGUGUGCACUGACAGUUUUCAAUGGCAUCCAUUAACCAGGGGUGUAUCCAUUACGGAAACCGUUUGAUAACCAAACGGAAGGAAAUAGGGAGGGACCAAAGAAAAUGAUAGAGAAAGCAUCCCAUCAUUUCCAUUAUGACGUCUAUGAGAGCACGGGCAGCGACAUUGAGGCCAUCUCCAUUUUGAAGUAGUCAAUUUUCUUCUUCUACUACUUCUAUGAGUUGGCAAACAAACUGAAAGGGUGCAUUCUACCACAUGUAGUGUGCUGUUUGAACAGGUAUAAAGCCAAGGUUGGCCACCUGCAGUUAUGGAAUGUUUGCUCACAAGUAUAAUUCAUUGGCUGAUCCCUCCUGAUGACCUGGAUGGAAUCAUGUGAUCCUUCCUUAACCCAUAGAAAAUCCCAGGCCACCAGUUGACUACUUAAAAAUGGUGGAAGUCCUCAAUGGUGCGGCCCAUGCUAAAACAGGCUUUUUGCCACUAGAGGCCCAUUCUCUAUGGGAGGAAUUUAAUUUGUCCAAUAUAAACUCUUGUUUGCGUUUUCCAAAUUUUGGAGUAAACAGUUUCUGUUGCAAAACGUUUUGCAACAGACAAAAUGUUUUGCAACAGAAGUAUAAUGAUUACACCCCAGGCUGUCAAACUAUGUUUUCCUUUCUUGUGUCAGAUGUUAGUGAAACGCCCCCAGUCAAAUCACAAUGAGUAGCAACAGCCAUCCUUUGCGUCCUCUGGCCUCUGUGUCAGAGAUUGACCACAUCCACCUGCUGUCAGAGCAGCUGGGCGCCUUGGUUCCAGGUGAAGAGUACAGUGAUGUCACCUUCAUUGUGGAGGAGAAACGCUUCCCGGCCCAUAGGGUCAUUUUGGCAGCACGCGGUCACUACUUCAGGUACACCUGUUUGAAUGGUUUUUGUCUUGUUCUUCUUUGCAGUGCAUGAGGUCUUUGGCUUCCCAUGAAAUGUCCGAUGACUGGCACUGUCGGGCAGUUGGCAAUUCAAUUUGAAGUAUUCCCUGUUUUUAGGUGAUAGUGUUCAAUGAGGACUAGGUAACAGUCUAUGAGAUGUCUGACAUCCUUUUCCCCAGAGCUCUGCUCUAUGGGGGGAUGAAGGAGUCCCAGCCGCAGGCGGAGGUGACCCUGGAGGAGACCCGAGCCGAGGCCUUCUCCAUGCUCCUCCACUACCUCUACACGGGCCGGGCUAGCCUCAGCUCAGCCCGCGAGGAGGUGCUGCUGGACUUCCUGGGUCUGGCCCACCGCUACGGCCUCCAGCCACUAGAGGACUCCACCUCAGACUUCCUGCGCACCAUCCUGCACACACACAACGUGUGUUUGGUGUUUGACGUGGCCAGCCUGUACUCUCUGAGUGCGCUCAGUGAAGCAUGCUGCACCUACAUGGACCGGCACGCCCCGGAGGUCCUGGCCUCGGACGGCUUCCUCACACUGUCCAAGGUGAGUGGGAGUAGGCAGGUUCACGUUCAUUAGUAACUAACGGAAGAACAUGGACUGAAACAGGAAGGGGACUGCCUGGACUUGUCCAAUAAGUAAUGCUAAAUUUUGUUUUCCGUUACAAAAUGUUUUCAAACGAUUUUCAUUGUGUGUCCUAAUGAACAAGACCCAGAUGACAAUCAAAAGAAGUAGUCUUAAAUGAAUCUGCUUCUAUCCUCUCCCCUCUCUGUGCAGACUGCUCUGCUGACUGUGGUACAGAGGGACUCGUUUGCGGCGAGCGAGAAGGAGAUCUUCCAGGCGCUGUGUUGCUGGUGCCGGCAGAACGGCGAGGGUGGCGCCACGCAGGACGUGAUGUCGGCCGUGCGGCUGCCGCUCAUGAGUCUGACGGAGAUGCUAAACGUGGUGCGUCCCUCGGGACUACUCAGCCCAGACGACCUGCUGGACGCCAUCAAGACGCGCUCAGAGAGCCGCGACAUGGACCUAAACUACCGCGGCAUCCUCAGUGGGUCUCAGUCUCUGCUGGUCCUGUUCUAGUAGUCAGCAACUAAUAGCUUUAUGUCAGUGGUAGUGUGUGUACUCUGUUUGCGUCUGAAUUCCAUGUGUGUGUCUCUCUUUGUAUUGUGUGUGUGUGUGUGUGUGUGUGUGUGUGUGUGUGUGUGUGUGAGAGAUAUGUAUUCAAUGUGAUGCCUUUGUGUGUUAAAGUCCCAGAGGAGAAUAUUGCCACUAUGAAAUACGGGGCCCAGGUGGUGAAGGGAGAGCUGAAGUCAGCGCUGCUGGACGGAGACACCCAGAACUACGACCUGGACCACGGCUUCUCCAGACACCCCAUAGAGGAGGACGGCUGCGCUGGCCUCCAGAUUAAGCUGGGCCAGGCCUACAUCCUCAACCAUAUCCGCAUCCUGCUCUGGGACAGAGACAGCCGGUGAGAGAGACAUCCACUGUGUUUUAGGGGAUCAGUUUGAGCAAGGCACAAUCGCUUAUCUUCAUCACAUACAGUAGUUAUUUGGGAUUCAAGGUGAUUUGCAGAUCAGUGAUUUUGAUCAGUCUUACUGCCUUGUAGUCAAUCAAACACGCACAGUCCUUUCUCUCUGAAGGUUUCGCUCAACUGAUGAGCAAUGUUUUCAUAGUGUUUUGUAUAUUGCAGUAAUGUUGAUAUCACAUUACAAUCAUAAUGAUAGAGAUACUCUUCAACAUUGCUUUGGGGCAAUUUCACGGUAACAGAGGGAUGCUAUAUGUCAAACAGAAAAAGUAUGAAAAUGUAUGCACUCACUACUGUAAGUCGCUUUGGAUAAGAGCGUCUGCUAAAUGACAAAUGUCAAACGUAAACAAAAACCAAUGAUUGCAAAAUUAAAGAAGUCAUACAACUCUAUGCGCAAUGACUGCUUUUAACAAUUUCCACAGAAAAUUUUACAAAAACACAUUUACUUGAAGAACAGUGCAGAUGCAAAUGACGGUUUGUGCUGCUUGUGCUGUCAUUCUGUUACCAAACUUUGCAUCUGCACUGUUUGGUGAAAAAUCGGAGUCGCAGUAUCACUCUGUUACUGUGGAAUUGCCCUUUGGUAACUGGGAUAUGUAUGGUCCAUCACCCUCUCUCUGUAUUUGAGCAGGUCUUACUCCUACUAUAUUGAAGUGUCCAUGGAUGAGCUGGAUUGGGUGCGUGUUGUGGACCAUUCCAAGUAUCUGUGUCGCUCUUGGCAGAACCUCUUCUUUACACCACGUGUGGCCAGGUAAAUCUUUACCUAUGGUUUUCUCAUGGUUGGCACCAAUUUUGACUUCUGGUUCCACAACAUAGACUUGAUUGUGUCCUUGUGUCCCAGGUACGUGCGCAUUGUAGGGACGCACAACACUGUCAACAAGGUCUUCCAUCUAGUUAGUUUGGAGUGUAUGUUCACACACCACUCCUUCACUCUGGAAAAAGGUAUUCUCGGUAAGGCAAGAAUAUCAACCAUUAUACCAGUGUUAUAUAUGAUUCAUAAAAUACAUUGAUCAACAUUUUAGACUACAUUUAUACAUAUUUACAUUGCUCUGAUUAACAUAAAUAAAUAUCUCAACUCCUCUCACCCAAUCCUCUCCCAUCACUUUAAUGUCUGCAGUCCCCAAUGAGAACGUGGCUACCAUCGCGGCCUGUUCCAGUGUCAUCGAGGGGGUGAGUCGGAGCAGAAACGCCCUGCUCAACGGGGACACGCGCAACUACGACUGGGACUCUGGCUACACCUGUCACCAGCUGGGCUCUGGGGCCAUCGUCAUUCAACUGGCUCAGCCUUACUCUAUAGGCUCCUUAAGGUGUUUACGUGUUUGUUUGUGUGUGUGGGCAUGCGUUUUCACUCUUGCUUUGUGUCUGUCUGCACAGUUGAUACAUUUUUUCAUGUUAAUAAUUGUAUUAUUUUCUUCUAUCUGGACAGACUGCUGCUGUGGGACUGUGAUGAGCGAUCCUACAGUUACUACAUUGAGGUCUCCACCAAUCAGCAGGAGUGGACAAAGGUGGUGGACCGCACCAAGGUGCCAUGUCGGUAAGAACUCCCAGUCUGUCUCCAAGUCUCUCCCUUUCCCAUACUCUUUUCAGAUUAUCUUUGUACAAAUCUGGCCAUUUGAGAUCUUUUAACAGUCUUGUUUUUCUUCAACAGGUCGUGGCAGACGCUCAAAUUCGACAAGCAGCCUGCCUCUUUUAUCCGCAUCGUGGGAACUCACAACUCCGCGAACGAGGUGAGAGGAUUGCGCAUACGCCGUCAUUUUUUUAUCUGCUGUCAUUUUUGUAUUUAUAUCCUUUCCUCAUUCCCCGUUUCUCUUUGUUUUUCAGGUGUUCCAUUGUGUCCACUUUGAGUGUCCGGCCCAAUCUGACAUGGAGCUGAAAGAGGGCAAUCCUGGGCAGCAUUCCAGUUCCACGUCCCAGAACCCCAGACGUGUUCGGCCCUCCCGUACCCACAGCCUGCUCCCCUCCUCAUCCUCAUCCUCCACCUCCUCACAACCCCACCUCUGAGAG